Messenger RNA from Chenopodium quinoa (quinoa), 2417 nucleotides. RefSeq names its product wall-associated receptor kinase-like 5. Bases 85 to 2109 code for a protein of 674 amino acids. Lineage: Eukaryota; Viridiplantae; Streptophyta; Magnoliopsida; Caryophyllales; Amaranthaceae. The record is from RefSeq and is a predicted model, not a curated record. Gene Ontology annotation, biological process: cell surface receptor signaling pathway; protein phosphorylation. Gene Ontology annotation, cellular component: plasma membrane. Gene Ontology annotation, molecular function: polysaccharide binding; ATP binding; protein serine/threonine kinase activity. The transcript has 3 exons.
GAGAGUAUAGAGUAUAUGUGUAAGAAAAAGUAGUCUUCUAUAUGAGUUUGUAAGGGUUUAAGGUACAUUAUUUGGGGCGACCAAAUGAAAAUGUUAAGCUCGUACCCAUUAUUACUCAUGUCAAUAAUCAUAUCAUCUUGUUUAUGGAGACCAUCUGAGCUGCGUAAACAUAAAGAUGAUUGUAUACACCGGUGUGGAAAUAUCAAUAUACCUUACCCGUUUGGUAUUGGUCUUGAUACCGCGAGAAAUUGUUUUAGGGACCCCAACUUUGCAGUCUCUUGUAAUUCCUCCUCUUCAUCACAACCAAAACCAUUUCUAAAGAAGCUCAACCUCGAGAUUCUUGAGGUAAUACUGUAUCCCUACGAAGUAGGGGAUGUGGUAACGGUUAAAAUUCCGUCAUUUACUACUUGUAGUAGUCGUAAUGACCGUACUGUGACAAGCCACAACCUCGCCAACUCUCCCUUCAAAUAUUCAGUUACAGAGAAUGUAUUUGUGUCAGUGGGAUGCGAUGGAUACGCCUUAUUGUUGAAUGAGACGGGUGGAAUCGUUGCUGGAUGCGCCACGGUUUGUACCCUGCAACCACCUGCGGCAGUUCUAAGAGAAAACAGAUGCAUUGGCUAUGGCUGCUGCCAGGCUCAAUUUAUGAACCAUUAUACAGAAAUCAAGAAAUACAGUAUAAGUGUGAGCACCAACAACAUAUCUGGAAAUUGCAGGUCUGCCUUCUUGAUUAGCAAGGAAUAUCUAGAAGCUAACGCAUCGUUAUCGUCCGCGAUAGCAUCCGUACCUGUUGUGCUUGAAUGGGGAUCUGGAUAUACUACUGAUGAGAGUCAUGACUCUGCGGUUGUAGUGACGAGCAUCCUUGUGCUCCUCUGUCCAGCUGUUGGCAUAUCACUAAUAAUAUGUGGAAGUUGUUGGGGGUGCUGGCGAUUUAAAACUAAAAAGAGAAGAAAGGAGAUCAGACUUAGAGCAAAAUACUUCAAGGACAAGCUUGAGGUACAAGGAUCUUCAAAUAGCGACGUUAGAGAGAAGACUAAACUCUUCACACUAACGGAACUUAAGAGAUAUACAGACAACUUUAGCAAGGAUCGUGUGCUUGGACAAGGAGGUCAAGGUACUGUCUACAAAGGAAUGUUAAAAGAUGGUCAAGUUAUCGCGGUUAAAAGAUCAAGAGCCCUUGACGAAAGCCAAUGGAAACAAUUCAUCAACGAGGUUAUUCUAUUAUCUCAAAUCAAACAUAGACAUGUGGUGAAGAUUCUUGGAUGUUGUUUUGAAGAUGACAUACCUCUUGUAGUGUACGAGCUCAUUUGUAAUGGGACUCUUUCAGAACACAUCCAAAAACCUGUUGGCGAGAUCAUAUUCACAUGGAAAAUGCGCUUGAAUAUUGCUUUCGAAACUGCUACUGCAAUUGCUUAUCUGCAUUCAGAGUUUUCAACACCAAUUUACCACAGAGACAUUAAAUCUAGCAACAUUCUUUUGGAUGAUAAGUUUGGAGCAAAAUUGUCAGAUUUUGGGAUUUCUAGAGCAGUUUCUGUGGAACAAACUCAUUUGACAACUUGUGUCCAAGGAACGUUUGGUUAUUUGGAUCCUGAGUAUUUCUAUUCGGGCCAAUAUUCUGAAAAGAGUGAUGUUUACAGCUUCGGAGUAAUUUUGGUCGAGCUUCUAACGGGACAAAAACCAAUACGCGCACUAGGACCAAUAGACAAAGAUGAAGAAGAAAGAAGCUUGGCUAUGUAUUUCGUCUCAUCAAUGAAUGACAACACUCUGUUUGAAAUUCUUGAUCCUUUGGUUUUGGAGGGUAGCAAAAAAGAGGAUGUCGUGGAAUUUGCUAAUCUGGCAAAACAAUGCUUGUAUCCUACAGGACUAGAAAGGCCGACGAUGAAAGAAGUUACAAUGGUACUAGAAAGGCUAAGGUAUCGAAAUUCAUCUUGUACGCGACCUCUUACACCAGUUGAUCAAACCAAAGGUUUGACAACAAGAAUUUCUAGUAUGAUCACAUCUUCUAUGGAAACAGAUAAUGCUUUUCUAAGAUCGGUCACGUAUGAUCACAUUGAUCUCACUACGAAUUCGGAUUCUGCUGAUGUCGAGAUGCAUUUACUUCACACAUGUUGAUAAAGAAGGCGCAGUGAACAGAGUUUGAGUAUGUAACUUGUAUGGAACUUGUCAUAUUAUGUUAUUUAUGUUAGAUUUCUGGUUUAGAAGGCUAACAAUGCAUCUUUAUAAUAGCAUUGUAUGCAUGUGAUGGAGUGAACACCUUUAUUUCUAUGAGAUAUUUUUCUUCUUGCGUUGAUUUGUAGUAGUUGUGAAGAGUCUAUUGCGUUGAUUUGUAGUAGUUGUGAAGAGUCUAUAGACUAUCAAGAAAAUUUGCCUAAACAUGGAAUGGUUUUAAGUUGUAUUAUAUUAACUUUCAUAUUUGCUGA